Molecule: messenger RNA, 660 nt
Organism: Zeugodacus cucurbitae (melon fly)
Lineage: Eukaryota; Metazoa; Arthropoda; Insecta; Diptera; Tephritidae
Exons: 1
Coding region: 1-660 (219 amino acids)
Biological process (GO): DNA repair; telomere maintenance
Molecular function (GO): DNA helicase activity
Source: RefSeq, a predicted model, not a curated record
AUGGCCAAAGUGCUGCAGCAAACCAGAUUGAUCAUUUGGGAUGAAUGUACAAUGGCCCACAAAAAAUCUUUGGAGGCAUUAGAUCGCUCGAUGCAAGAUUUACGAAAUAACAAAAAACGAUUUGGUAGUGCAAUGAUACUAUUGGCAGGUGAUUUUCGACAAAUUUUGCCAGUUGUUCCACGCUCAACGCCAGCUGAUGAACUGAAUGCAUGUUUGAAGUCAUCCAUUUUAUGGAAAUACAUUAAAACACUUAAAUUGAGUAUAAACAUGAGAGUCGAGUUGCAGGAAGACGAGUCUGGAGAAGUGUUUUCCAAACAACUGCUCGAUAUUGGUAAUGGUAUUAUUGCUGUUGAUACAUCAUCUGGAUACAUUACAUUCCCUACCAAUUUUUGUAAAUUUUGUGAAUCAAAGACCGAACUCAUGGAGAUGGUUUUCCCAAACAUUGCUCAAAAUUUCGUAAAUCACGUUUGGUUAAGCGUACGUGUUAUAUUGGCCGCAAAAAAUGUUGAUGUGAAUGAAAUGAAUUUUCAGAUUCAAGAGAAAAUAGCUGGCGAAUUUGAGAAUUACAUAUCACUUGAUUCCAUUACUGAAGAUGAAGUUGUCAAUUAUCCAACAGAAUUGUUAAAUUCGCCGGCUUACCACCUCAUAAUCUACAAUUAA